This is a messenger RNA of Adineta ricciae, 1248 nucleotides long. The record is from the annotation of a GenBank genome assembly. Lineage: Eukaryota; Metazoa; Rotifera; Eurotatoria; Adinetida; Adinetidae.
AUGACUAAUUAUUCUGCGUCGAGCGAUCUCAUUACUAGUAUACAUCAAGAAGAUGAGAAUAUUGAUUUAGAACCACUUCUCCCAUCGUCUGAUCCAUCAUCAAAUGCGACAUAUUUGUUGCGUGAACAGCGCCAACAAGAUUCACAAUCAUUUUAUUCUAUGUUCAUCUCGAGAAUGAAACGAUUCCAUUGUGCAAUGAGUUUACGAUCGUCACGAACGUGUUGCUUUGAAACGUUGAAGAGUAUUCCAGUUAUCUUUAUUUUGGCCAUUGUGGCAUGGUCUUAUUAUGCCUACGUUGUACAAAUGUGUAUUUUAACUAUUGAUAGUGUGCCGAAAAAAAUCAUCUAUCUGUUACUUUAUCAUCCAUUACUAUUUCUUUUCCUAUGGUCAUACUAUCGGACAAUGUUCAAACCUUUAGCUGGUCCACCUAGUGAAUUUUAUGUUGGCGAAGCCGAAGGUGAACGUAUUGCAACAGCUCAAACCCUAGAUGAGCGACGUGCGACUUUACUUCGUCUUUGCCGUCGAGCGAAUCUACCCGUACUUACCCGACAUUUCGAUGGAAGUGUGCGGUACUGUUUCUCAUGUCAAUGUAUAAAACCCGAUCGAGCGCAUCAUUGCUCAGUAUGUGGCAAGUGUGUUCUCAAAUAUGAUCAUCAUUGCCCAUGGACAAACAGCUGUGUUUCGUAUGCGAAUUACAAGUUUUUUGUGUUAUUUCUUGGUUGGGCUCUGGUGUUCUGUGGUUACGUUGCUGCGACAUCGCUGGAAUAUUUUAUUCUCUUUUGGCAGGGUGUGACUAAUAUUCAGAAAGACAUACCGAACGCAAAAUCAACAGGUGGAAAAUUUCAUUUACUUUUCCUUUUCUUCGCAUCAGUGAUGUUUGCUAUCAGUGUAUCGUCACUAUUCUUCUACCAUCUAUAUUUAACCGCAAAAAAUCGUACAACACUUGAAUCAUUCCGAGCACCGAUAUUCGCAGAUGGGCCACAGAAAGAAGGAUUUAAUCUCGGUUGUAAACAAAACUUCCAAGAAAUCUUCGGCAAAGAUCUCUUGAAGGCAUUUAUUCCCAUUUCGACAACACGUGGUGAUGGUGUUCAUUAUCAAGUAAAUAGCACCUUACUUGGUGGUUUACGACAACAACAGGAACAAAUGAGCCACGCCAGUACUGAUGUUCUUUUACCGCUUGAUACACCGCCAAAUUCCAUGAACAAUGAUCGCAAUUAUCUUUUGAGUGAAACUACUAACAAUAGAUAG